Urocitellus parryii (Arctic ground squirrel) is the source of this 997-nucleotide messenger RNA. RefSeq names its product peroxiredoxin like 2C (gene Prxl2c). Lineage: Eukaryota; Metazoa; Chordata; Mammalia; Rodentia; Sciuridae. The record is from RefSeq and is a predicted model, not a curated record.
CCCCGCCCCGUGCGUCCUUCCCCGCGGGUUCAGCCCGGAGUGCGGCGCUCGCCGGGUCCCUUUCCCCCCUCGCCCGGUUCGCUGUGGCCCCGCAUCCKGCUGGAGCGGACCCCGGGCUCUCGGACGCAGGUCCUGAUGGCSGCGCCCGUUACUCAGCAGGUCAGCGGCGGCGCCGCCCCGUCCCCGAGCCCGGCGCUGGCCGGCCCUGAGAGCGGGCAGCCCCUGGCGCCCUCCGUGGCCGAGUUGCCGGUGCUGGACGCCACGGGGAAGAGGCUGCCCUUCGGCGCACUGUUCCGGGAGCGACGCGCCGUGGUGGUCUUCGUGCGGCAUUUCCUGUGUUACACCUGCAAAGAAUACGUGGAGGACCUGGCCAAAGUCCCCGAGCGACUCCUACACGAAGCAGAUGUCACCCUUAUAGUGAUUGGACAGUCAUCCUACCAUCAUAUUGAGCCUUUCUGCAAACUGACUGGGUAUUCCCAUGAAAUCUAUGUUGAUCCUGAGAGAGAAAUUUAUAAAAGACUGGGAAUGAAAAGAGGUGAAGAAAUUGCCUCCUCAGGACAGAGCCCCCACGUCAAGUCAAAUCUGCUCUCGGGAAGCCUUCGGAGCCUGUGGCGGGCAGUGACUGGCCCUCUUUUUGACUUCCAAGGAGACCCAGCCCAGCAAGGCGGGACCCUCAUUGUAGGUCCAGGUAACAACAUCCAUUUUAUGCACCGUGAUAGGAAUAGGUUGGAUCACAAACCCAUAAACUCUGUCUUACAGCUUGUAGGAGUUCCGMAUGUGAACUUCACAAGCAGACCUUCCGUCAUCCACGUGUGACUUGCCAGUGGUCCUUGGGAACCUGACCUUCAGUGCCAGCAUGCAGCACCUUGUGCUUUCUGGGGCUGGCCCCUCCCAGCCUCUGAGGGAGGAUGAGAGCAGAUUCCUUCCAGUUGGAUCCAGGUUGAGGCUUCAGUUGUCAAAAAUGUGCUACAUAUUUUAAAUUUUGUAGCUUUUUAUA